Messenger RNA from Paralichthys olivaceus (Japanese flounder), 1687 nucleotides. RefSeq names its product sialic acid synthase-like. NCBI's taxonomy places the organism in Eukaryota, Metazoa, Chordata, Actinopteri, Pleuronectiformes, Paralichthyidae. The record is from RefSeq and is a predicted model, not a curated record. Gene Ontology annotation, molecular function: N-acylneuraminate-9-phosphate synthase activity. Gene Ontology annotation, biological process: carbohydrate biosynthetic process.
GGAAGUCGUCCCAUCCGGGUUGAACGGCACAUUUACACUUCCUGACUCGGCUCGUCACUGUCUGCGUUGGUCCUGUCUUCUGUUAAAUUAUCAUUUUUACUGGUCGAUCGUGCAAUUUCUGAAACAAAAUGCCUUUAAAGUUCGAGCUGUGUCCGGACAGAAUGAUCGGAGGAAACCACCCGUGUUUCAUCAUCGCUGAGAUCGGACAGAAUCACCAGGGAGACAUUGAGAUUGCCAAGAAAAUGAUCAAAAUGUCAAAGGACUGUGGAGCUGACUGUGCCAAAUUUCAGAAGAGCGAAUUAGAGCACAAGUUUAACAAGCGAGCCUUGGAGCGCCCCUACACCUCCAAACAAUCCUGGGGGAAGACUUACGGUGAGCACAAGCGCCACCUGGAAUUCAGCCAUGAGCAGUACAGGGAGCUGCAGAAAUAUGCAGAGGAAGUGGGGAUCUACUUCACGGCCUCGGGCAUGGACGAGAUGGCAGUGGAGUUUCUCCAUGAGCUCAAUGUGCCUUUCUUCAAAGUGGGAUCAGGAGACACCAACAACUUCCCCUAUCUGGAGAAGACUGCCAAGAAGGGACGUCCCAUGGUGGUGUCCAGCGGGAUGCAGUCCAUGGAGACGAUGCGUCGGGUCUACAAGACGGUGAAAGAGCACAACCAGAACUUUGCCAUCCUGCAGUGCACCAGCGCCUACCCUCUGGAGGCUGAGGACGUCAACCUCAGAGUGAUCACUGAAUACCAGAAGGAAUUUCCUGACAUUCCCAUCGGUUAUUCUGGCCACGAGUCUGGGAUUAAUAUUUCAGUGGCGGCCGUAGCGCUUGGGGCAAAGGUCAUCGAGCGUCACGUGACCUUGGACAAGUCGUGGAAAGGAAGCGACCACGCAGCCUCACUGGAGCCCUCUGAGCUCACCGAGCUGGUCCGCUCCAUCCGGCUUGUGGAGAGAGCGCUGGGCAGUGGCCUUAAGCAGAUGUUACCCUGCGAGAAGCCAUGUCACGAUAAGUUGGGUAAGUCAGUGGUGGCCAAAGUGAAGAUCCCCAGUGGAACCACACUAACUCUGGACAUGCUGACAGUAAAGGUGGCCGAGCCCAUGGGCGUCGCAGCUGAGGACAUCUACCAGCUGGUUGGCAAAACAGUGAUGGAGGACGUGAAGGAGGACGAGAGCGUUGUGCCGGGGGUGGUAGACAACUAUGGCAAAAGGGCAAAGUGCUGAGGAUGGAAGAGAGGUUUGGAAUAGUUAAAAACUAAAAUUGAGAGGAAAUUGAAUAAUUUCUUCUGGGGAUAAUUUCGACAGAGCUGAAGUUGAAUUUGUUUGGUGCUGCUGAGGACAGCAGACAUUUCAUUUCUGGAUGGACACAGAGCAACAGGUUAUGUGCUCUAAUUGGACAAGUAAUUGUAGUCAAUACAUUUCUUUAUUUUCUAAAAACUGCCUUAAUAUAAUACAUGUCAUCAACCGUCCUUUCUUUUACCAUGAAUGUCCCCAACCCAUAAAUUAAGAAUGAAGGAUGUUAACAUUCACCAGAAGUCUGUUUAGACUCUGUUGAGAAAUCUACAAUGUUCUGAAAAGAUGAAGCCUGCAAAUAAAAUACCAACAUUGCCAAAACCUCUUUGCUCUGGUGUUUGAUCGUUGUUAAACACAAAUAGAGCAUAUUAUUACACAGUAUCCUCCAUUAAAUCCUUUAUUUACAACAA